UUUGGAUGGAAGAUUUGACUUCUUAUGCCUACUCUUCACCGUGGUUGGCGGUUUUUUCCUCCGGACUAUCAUAUAAAUAGAUUAAGCUCCAAACAUUCUUUGUUUCUCUAUCAAUUCUCUCUCUCCUAAAAAAUUCCGAGAAUUUCUGAGAUUCAGAUCUAAGUUCUCUUUCCUAAGUUUCCUUCACCUUCGAUUUUUCCACAUUUGGAAGGAGCUGAGAAUCUGAGAUAUGGCGACGGUGUCCCCUCUCUCCAAAUACAAGCUGGUUUUCUUGGGCGAUCAAUCCGUUGGCAAAACCAGCAUUAUCACCCGCUUCAUGUACGACAAAUUCGAUACCACCUACCAGGCUACCAUUGGAAUUGAUUUUUUGUCAAAAACGAUGUAUCUUGCAGAUCGGACAGUUCGUUUGCAGCUUUGGGACACUGCCGGACAAGAAAGAUUUAGGAGUCUUAUUCCAAGCUACAUCAGAGAUUCGUCUGUUGCGGUAGUUGUCUAUGAUGUAGCAAAUAGGCAAUCAUUCCUGAGUACUAAUAAGUGGAUUGAAGAGGUACGUACCGAACGGGGAAGUGAUGUCAUCAUCGUCCUUGUCGGUAACAAAACCGAUCUUGUUGAUAAAAGGCAAGUUUCUAUAGAUGAAGGAGAUGCCAAGUCUCGUGAGUUUGGAGUCAUGUUUAUAGAAAGCAGCGCAAAAGCAGGAUUCAACAUCAAGCCUCUCUUUCGUAAGAUUGCUGCUGCCUUGCCAGGGAUGGAAACCCUUUCUUCCGCCAAACAGGAAGACAUGGUCGACGUAAAUCUGAAGCCCACCGUUAAUUCAUCCCACACACAACAGAAAGAAGGAGGUUGCUCGUGCUAGGGGAAUGUAUGUGUUUCAGAAGAUAGAGAGAUUCAUAGGACAUAAAAACUCUACAACUUGAACGACAUAUCCGUCAAGAUAAAGUUGCAGCAGAUCUGAUGCUUUGCAUUCGACAUACCAUAAGGUUGUUUCUUAGGUGCUCCCGGGAACAAAAGAAGAAAUGACUCCGUACUAACUUACUAAGAUCGAGCAUUUUGGAAUCUUUAUUACCAUUACCGUUUCAUUGUUUUCUUUAUACUUAUCAUGAAGUUUUUUUCAAAUGUUGUUGGUGUCUGUACUGUACACUGUUCAGAAUUUCAUUUAUUACAGUUUGUUUUAUUUUCGGGUUGUGCUACAACGCCGCCUGCUUGUUACCGCUCCCUUAUACCGCUUGACGUGGCUUCGCCACAUGGCAGCCAUGUAUUUAUAUUAAAAAUAAAAAAAACCGAUUCUCAUC
Molecule: messenger RNA, 1289 nt
Organism: Juglans regia (Persian walnut)
Lineage: Eukaryota; Viridiplantae; Streptophyta; Magnoliopsida; Fagales; Juglandaceae
Product: ras-related protein RABH1e-like
Exons: 6
Coding region: 230-853 (207 amino acids)
Molecular function (GO): GTP binding; GTPase activity
Source: RefSeq, a predicted model, not a curated record